AUGAACAAAAUAGACUGUUGGCCACCAAAGAAUGGAGAAUCGAGCACCGCCGCACAAAAAUAUGGUGAAAGAUCAACGUGCGAUUCUUCUAACAGAGUAAUAAUGUUACAAGGCCUUGACCCGAAUUCAACUCAAGGAAGAAUAAGGAAAGCAUUUGAGGAUAAUGGUUUAAAGGUCACAGUCGAUUAUCAAAGAGACGAUACUAUAGGUUACGUUCAUUUACAUUUACCUAUGGCCAAAGAAGUCGUUCAUCGUAUUACGAGUUCAGGCGGGUUAAGAGUUGGUUCCGAGUAUGUGGUAUUACGUGCUUUAGAAGGUAAUCAAACUUGA
Messenger RNA from Funneliformis mosseae, 330 nucleotides. Lineage: Eukaryota; Fungi; Glomeromycota; Glomeromycetes; Glomerales; Glomeraceae. The record is from the annotation of a GenBank genome assembly.